Dibothriocephalus latus is the source of this 1881-nucleotide messenger RNA. The record is from the annotation of a GenBank genome assembly. NCBI's taxonomy places the organism in Eukaryota, Metazoa, Platyhelminthes, Cestoda, Diphyllobothriidea, Diphyllobothriidae.
CUGUCUCUCGUAGUGCAACCUCCUCCGCGUCCGAAGGCGGUCUGUGGGUUUGAGAAGAACACGUGUGGCUGGAAAAACGAUGGCAACAAUUGGCAGCGUCACUGGCGUAUUCAUCGCGAACUGAGCGAUUCGGAGAACGUUAGUCAUCUGCCUGUCCUCUGUCUAUCGGCCAAUCAGCUCUAUCAGAUUUCCAAACAGGACGACGAAGAUGCUGACACAGACUCCUCUUGGGUAUCCAGUGCCGACACAAAGGGAACGUCUGGCCGUGUUUCUGGUGAUAGCGCUAUGGACAUUCAAGCUCGCCUCUGGAGUCCAACAGUUCCCAGCACACUGUGUCUCCGUUGUCUGACGUUGGUAUACUCGAUAACCCUGGGCAGUGUUACGCCGGAGGUUAACAGUCGUGACCGACUGCCAAGCCUUGCUCUGCUUCAACGUCAAGAAGGGCUUGAAGGACCGGCCACCCAGUGUGUCAACGACCCAGCUAACCCCAUUGUAUACCUUAAGGUAUCAGCGGAAUGCACCCACAGCCAACCCUCACCUGCUGAGGCCAGCAGAGAGAUGCAAACUCCUCCGCGCCCAAAAGCCGUCUGUGGGUUUGAGAAGGGCACCUGUGGUUGGACAAACGAUGGAAACAAUUGGCAGCGUCACUGGCGUAUUCAUCGUGAACUGAGUGAUUCAGAGAAUGUUGGUCACCUGCCUGUCCUCUGCCUGACGGCCAGUGAAGUCGAUCAGAUUGCCAAACAAGAGGAUGAAGCCGUGGACGCAGACUCCUUAUGGGCGUCCGACCCCGAUGCUGAGAGCCCGUCUGACCAUGUAUCUGGUGGUGACUUUAUUGACAUUCAAGCUCGUCUCUGGAGUCCAACAGUUCGCAGCAUGCUAGGUCUACGUUGUCUGACGCUGGCAUACUCGAUAAGACUGGGCAGUCCAUUGCCGGGGAUGCAAUCUCCUCCGCGACCGAAAGCGGUGUGUGGCUUUGAGAAGAGCACCUGUGGUUGGACAAACGAUGGAAACAAUUGGCAACGUCAUUGGCGUAUUCAUCGUGAACUGAGCGAUUUGGAGAAUGCUGCCGUGGACGCAGACUCCUUGUGGAUAUCCAAUCCCGAAACAGAGAGCCCGUAUGAUAAUGUCUCUGGUGGUGACGCUAUUGACAUUCAAGCUCGACUCUGGAGUCCAACAGUGCCCAGCAAGCUGGGUCUCCGUUGUCUGACCCUAGCGUACUCGAUAAAACUGGGCGGCGUUGCGCCGGGGAUUAACGGCCGUGACCGAUUGCCGAGUCUUGCGCUGCUUCAGCGUCAAGAAGGGACUCAAGGGCCAGUCAUUGAUUAUAUCAAUUACCUCGCUAACCCUAUUGGCUACCUGAGGCCAUCAGCAGAAUAUAUCCAUCAGCCAUCCUUACCCAUUGAAGUCGGCAGCGCUAGAAGUUAUCGUUUCUACUUACAAGAAAGUGUAAUCGAGCCUAUGAACGAUUUGGAGAAUGUUGGUAGUCUGCCCGUCCUCUGCCUGACGGCCAAUCCUAUUGUCAAAGAGGACGACGAAGAUGCGUACGCAGGUUCCUCUUGGUUGUCCAAUCUCGACAUAGAGAACCCUUCUGACCACGUCUCUGGCGAUGGUGCUAUUGACAUUCAAGUCCGUCUCUGGAGUCCAACAGUUCCCAGCAAGCUGAGUCUGCGUUGUCUGGCGUUGGCAUACUCUAUAAAACUUGGCAGUGUUACGCUGGGGAGUAACAGUCGUGGCCGACUGCCGAGCCUUGCACUCCUUCAACGUCAAGAAGGGUUCGCCAGUAUUACCUUCUUUCCAGGUCCUUCUAAUCCUCCUCCUCUCCCCCCAUCCUCCAUCUUUGCCUUACUGCACCAGGAAUGUUUAAAAUCCCGCCAAUUUUAG